Strongylus vulgaris is the source of this 855-nucleotide messenger RNA. Lineage: Eukaryota; Metazoa; Nematoda; Chromadorea; Rhabditida; Strongylidae. The record is from the annotation of a GenBank genome assembly.
UUGACUCAGAAUUUGGACGAUUCUCGUUCAAUCAAUGUCAUCACAUUGGAGAAGGAAGCGCUUAUUUCUGGAACAAGAAUUGAGAAUGCUGAGGGUGAAGAGAACGCUUUCCUAGGUUAUACAAGUCGCGGUGUUAGUGUGGUACUUCCUGAUCGUCCCGUAAGGGUUGUCUUGUUUGGCUUCUGGCUCGAUGAACUGCAGACGGUUUCGUUUACUACUAGUGACAACUGUUCCGCAACACCAUUAAUAUACGAACAAGUCGAUUUCAUCAUCCAGACAGACAAGAGAGUGGUUGUGGCUUCUCAGUUUCCUGAGUGUCGGAGUUUCGAACCCGCAUAUCUACUGAGGUUCCACCCCGUCAGUAUUAUUUCGCGUUAUGGAUUCAGGCAAGUGUUUAAAACAUGGGAAAAGAAGGUUUCUAUAAUAACGUGCCUUCUUGUUCUCUCUGGUCUUUUUUCCGGACUCAAUCUGGGUUUGAUGUCUCUUACACCGCAGGAGUUGAUGCUAAUCCAAAAGUCAGGGUCUAAAGCGGAACGUAAAUACGCAGAAGUUAUAUUGCCUGUUCGAGCAAGAGGAAACCUCCUUCUUUGCUCACUUCUUAUCGGUAACGUUUGCGUCAAUUCGGGUAUUUCAAUUCUUUUGGAUGACCUCACUUCCGGAUAUAUCGCUUUAAUCGCUUCAUCGGCUGGGAUUGUUGUGUUUGGUGAAAUUUUCCCACAAAGUCUUUGUGUCAAGUAUGUUAACACUUACAUCUGUCCUACUUAUUUUUCAUAUUUUUGUUGCGUUUUUACCAGUCUUUCAUACAAAACACUUACUAAAAUUGGCAGGAGUUAUCUUUUAAGCGUUCGUAAUUGA